GCGUUUCAUCCUGAGUUGACAGUUUCAUUUGUUGUCGAACCUUGAAUCGUUAAACAAGAAAUACAAAGGCGAUGUCGGAAAAAGAAGAAAAAUUACAACAAUUUGCUGCUAUUACAGGUGCCAGUUCUGAUAGGGCUAACUUUUUCCUGGAAUCUGCUGCUUGGGAUGUGGAGAUGGCUAUAGCCAGAUACUACGAAAAUGAUGGUGAAGAUGUAGAGUUUGUGGAAAACAAUACCCUACCACUUUCAACAGAUCAUCCCAAAUUAGAAACACCCCACAGUAAAACAAAGCCAAAGAAAUCAUCCAAUUUUGCAACUAUUAAUACCUUAACCACAUCUAGUGAUGAGGAUGAAGAGGGACAAGCUUACUAUGCUGGUGGGUCUGAACAUAGCGGCCAACAAGUGUUGGGACCUCCCCGUAAGAAACGGGAUGAUAUUGUUGCUGAUAUGUUUAAAUCUGUGCAGGAGCACGGUGUUGAAAUUUUGGAGCCAGGUGCUGCAGCUUCUAGUUCAGCACGUGUAUUUGGAGGUACUGGUUAUAAGUUAGGCCAAGAUGACUCGACCUCAGAAAUAGUUCCGGGGGUACAAACAGCUCCACAACCACAGGAGGUGACUUUAAGAUUGUGGCAAAAUGGAUUUAGCAUCAAUGAUAAUGAUUUGCGGUCAUAUACAGAUCCUGCUAAUAAAGAUUUUCUUGACAGCAUAAGGAGGGGAGAAAUUCCACAUGAAUUGAGGCAGGGAAACACUGAGAUACAUUUGGCUAUGGAAGACCAUAGAAUGGAAAAUUAUCAACCUCCGAAAGGUAAAGUCAAACCAUUUCAAGGACAUGGAUAUACAUUGGGAAGUCCUGCUCCAGUGGUUGUUGGUGCAUGCAGUGAUGAAAAUAAACCAGCGAAUGAGGAACGAGCCAAAGAAGUUAUCAAGUUGGAUAACUCAAAGCCAACUACUAGUUUGCAGAUCCGUUUAGCUGAUGGAUCGCGUCUAAUUGGACAUUUUAACCAGGAACAUACUGUGGGGACCAUCAGAACUUAUAUUACAACAGCCAGACCUCAAUAUGAGAGGCAGCCUUUUAACCUAAUGUCAUCGUACCCUUCCAAAGUUUUAGAUGAAACAUUAACUAUUAAAGCUGCUGGACUGUUAAAUGCUGCGAUUAUGCAAAAGUUAACCUAAUAAAUAGUUACUAAACUUAGUUUUUGUUUGUUAUGUAAUUUAAAAUGAAUAUUAAAAUCUUCAUAUGUUGGU
Molecule: messenger RNA, 1241 nt
Organism: Cylas formicarius (sweet potato weevil)
Lineage: Eukaryota; Metazoa; Arthropoda; Insecta; Coleoptera; Brentidae
Product: NSFL1 cofactor p47
Exons: 5
Coding region: 72-1169 (365 amino acids)
Biological process (GO): proteasome-mediated ubiquitin-dependent protein catabolic process; nuclear membrane reassembly; Golgi organization
Cellular component (GO): cytosol; nucleus
Molecular function (GO): ubiquitin binding
Source: RefSeq, a predicted model, not a curated record